UCCUCUGCGCAGCCGCAGACUCACGCACAGGAAAAGCCAGCUAGUUCUCUCCUUCCCACAGAGGAUAUUAAAUCUCCUUACAAAGCUCUUAGGAGCUCAAAACCACCAGUAAAGCUGUAUAAGCACCGGGUUGACGGGACCGAAGGAAGUGGCGCGUCGUACGGGGAGCUGCCUGCUGACAUCGCCAUGAGCUACAAACCCAUUGCUCCUGCGCCUUCUGGCUCUAACCAUACACCUCCAGGCUCUUCUGUGCCGUCUCCAUCUCUACCCUCAUCUUCAAACUUUCGGCCGGCUUUCAGCGACUUCGGUCCGCCCUCCAUGGGCUUUGUUCAGCCUGUCAAAGUGUCUCAAGGGUCCACCUACAGUGAGCUCCUCUCUGUCAUUGAGGAGAUGAGCCGCGAGAUCAGGCCAACAUACGCAGGGAGUAAGAGCGCCAUGGAGAGGCUAAAGAGAGGUAUAAUCCACGCUCGUGCACUGGUCAGGGAGUGUCUGGCAGAGACGGAGAGAAGCGCCCGCACAUAACCUUUUCAGAAAGACCCCUUCACCUCACUCUGUCCCAGUAGAGCCUGAUCUCUGAAAGGAUUUUUUACCCCCCCCCCAACCACCACUUUUUCUCAAUGGCUUUUUUAUAUGUGCAUUAUAUCCUCCUUGUCUCUCCACUGUUCCUGCAUUCCACCACACACAUUUUGUUCAUUACAACCUUCCAGUGACCUAUGGUGUACACAAAAUGCAGUUCAAGUGAAAAGCUCUGGUUAUUGACCUUAGUCAAAUGAUUGGAAGUGUUGUAAGUGUUCAUUGUUCAAUUACAGUAAUUGACCAAGGAAGUUUUGUUUUCUCCGAUGAUGAAAUCCAUGUUCGAACUGCAUCUGAGCUCAUUUCCUCUUCUUAACACAACCUUACAGACAGUGAAUAUUCUUCUUUCAAACUGUGCAUUUUCACUAUGCCCCAUUUCCAUUCAUCCUGUCUUUGUUUUCAACGUGUUUUGUAGAGUAAACACACACAAGAUGUUUUUUCAACCCUAAGAACUCUUUACAUCUCAAGUCAUUUUGUUUGUAAGACAAUUUUGUAAACCAGAUUUUUGCAGUUCAGUAUGUAUAUCUUAAUUAAAUAAUUAAAACAAAUAAAAUGUGCUGGCUGUUUCAUAUGUGAAA
Molecule: messenger RNA, 1151 nt
Organism: Labrus bergylta (ballan wrasse)
Lineage: Eukaryota; Metazoa; Chordata; Actinopteri; Labriformes; Labridae
Gene: cdk2ap2
Product: cyclin dependent kinase 2 associated protein 2
Biological process (GO): regulation of microtubule cytoskeleton organization; negative regulation of G1/S transition of mitotic cell cycle
Cellular component (GO): nucleus; cytoplasm; microtubule
Source: RefSeq, a predicted model, not a curated record